Messenger RNA from Hemibagrus wyckioides, 1870 nucleotides. It is a transcript of the gene foxr1, whose product is annotated as forkhead box R1. Lineage: Eukaryota; Metazoa; Chordata; Actinopteri; Siluriformes; Bagridae. The transcript has 6 exons. Gene Ontology annotation, cellular component: nucleus. The record is from RefSeq and is a predicted model, not a curated record. Gene Ontology annotation, molecular function: sequence-specific double-stranded DNA binding; DNA-binding transcription factor activity. The coding region runs from base 474 to 1463 and encodes 329 amino acids. Gene Ontology annotation, biological process: regulation of DNA-templated transcription.
AUAAGGGGCCGAGCCCAACCCCUGAAUUAAAUGAUUUGGAGGGGUGUCCCAAAACCUUUAGCAGUAUUGUGUACAAUGGGACACACACACAAUUUCGUGAUGCCAUUUAAUCCACAGCGCAUGUCUUUGGACUGUUGAAGGAACUUUUAUUUAUUUAUUAAUAACCAGGAAAGCAGGUUUUAUAACUCUGGGUUAGGCUUAAGGUUUGGAAACUCAUAUCAAAAACUCAAAAUGAAUUUUACACCAUAAAACUGGGACUGGACAUGUUAUUUCUGACACUGUUUCAGCCUCGAUAGGAAUCCUCGCGUUUUCUCCUCAACCAAAACGGAAACCUACUAGAAACGUCUCAUUAAAUGAGCGUAAUUGCAGACACCUGGUGUGAACAUGUACAUGUUUCUGCCGUUAACAACCACGGUGGAUGUCGACAAGGUCAACCGGGUUGAGAAAGAAAAAAGAAAGAAGAGAAAAGAGAGAUGUUUCUCAGGCUUCGAGCUAGCGAGAAAUUUCUCGACCUCCAUUUGACGACUGGGCUUCAUGACUGGGACAUGAACGAGGAGAUUCACCUGAGCACGACGACAGACCAGUUUUAUCAGGAUGAUAAGAGAAACGAGCAGUAUUUGGCACAGUGGCAUUACGCUAGAAUCUCGAGGAGAACUUUACCUGAAGAGCUGCACGAGCCAAAUCCUGCUGACUGUAAAGAAUCUGUAAUACAGCCAAAUCUGUGGUUGAUGGUGAACCCGUGUCUGGCUUGUCCCAUCAAAUAUCCUGUUCAAGACAAAAAGCCAUCGCUUCCAAAACAGACAAUAGACAGAUCUGCGUCAGGUCCUGCCCUAGCUAUGUCUGGACAAAACCUGCACCUGCUGCCGUUGUCUGAUGAAACCUGUCUGGAUGAAUCACUGCAUGACGCGUCUCUCUCGAGUGAAUAUCAGCUCACAGAUGAGGACGACGCAUCCUCGGAAGAAGUGGCAGUCUGCCGUAAGGUGAAAGGUACCCGGAGGGGUCGAGCCCCCAAGGAGGCGUCGUCACGCAGGCUGGGCCUGGCCCAGAGCAGGAGGCUGCAGAGGGUCCUGCAGGACAGCCACAACCUGAAGACCGGCGCCUGGCCUCGGCCUCCUGUCAACUACUGCAUCCUCAUCGCCAUGGCACUGAGCAGCAGUCGCUCCGGCAGUCUGAACGUCCAGCAGAUCUACAAUUUUACCAGGGAGCACUUCCCUUUCUUCAUAACGGCGCCCGACGGCUGGAAAAACACAAUCCGCCACAACCUGUGUUUCAGCAACAGCUUCAGAAAGACGCCGCAGCAGGUGACCGGCGACGGGAAGAGGAAGUCCUGCCUGUGGCACCUGACUCUGGACGGUCGGAGAAGACUGAGGAACGAAAUCCACACGCUCACGGCCGACUCGUUCAGAAUGCUGAAGAGGAGCAUGAACUAUCCAGAUAUGAUUCAAGCGCUGUUCGAGUUGUAACCUGAUGCAGGAGCCUGGAGGAUUUAAAAGAAGAUGGAAAAUGGACACACUUUCACAAUUUUGCUCGUGUAUGCACUGGAGCUGUUGAUUUUCUUGCACAUUGUUUUUUUUCUUUUGUUUAAUUUUUCUUACUGUCAAAAUAAAAAUACUGUUAGUACACUUACUACUGCGAAUGUUUGUCUUGUUAAAUGUAUUUAACAAGAUUAUAUAAUAAAUUAUGUCAAGUUUUAGAAAGAGGUUAAUUAUGUAGGAGUCUGCUAGGAAGGGUGCAAGAAGUGUAAUUGUCGAUAUGGUUGUAGUUUUGGGUGAUGAGAAUAUUAUAAAAUGUCAAUGUAAGGAGUCUACAGUGUCAGUGCUUUUGUAAAAGUUGGAGGUGAAGCUGUAACUUCAUUUUCAGUCAUGGAGGG